Molecule: messenger RNA, 850 nt
Organism: Coffea eugenioides
Lineage: Eukaryota; Viridiplantae; Streptophyta; Magnoliopsida; Gentianales; Rubiaceae
Exons: 2
Source: RefSeq, a predicted model, not a curated record
GAAUUUUUUUGUUUGUUUGUCAUCUUUCUUAGCAGAGUCCGACAUCCCAUCUUGUUUCCUCCUGGAAAAGAAAAGCAAGCUGUUCAUAUUUCUCCUCUUUCCUGAUGCUACUGCUGCUGCCCACUGCUUCUAUCACUCUGUAUUCUUUUCCAAGCUCAAAGUUUUGAGCUUGAUGAGAGAAUUGAUUUUGGAAUUACCAGUUUCGUUUAUACUGAAAUGGGUUUUUCUGGGUUUUCAGGAUUACUGCUUAAAAGUGUGAAUUGAGUUUAUAAAGAAAAAGAGAAAAGAAAAAACUGGGAAUUUCAGUUAUUGAUCAGUAUGGAUGAGAAAUCUGGAAGUGGGGGUGAUUGUUGCUGAAUUGGUGAAUCAAUCAACUCAUCAACCUCAAUCAAUGCAAGAUGAAGAUGUGUCUCAGCCUCAUCAUUUUAAAAUGAAAGAAGAAGGACAAGAGGGCACCUUAAUGCAACAUCCAAAACGUCCAAACCUUUCUUCUUUGCAAGUACCUGUGAGGUCCUUGGAAAACACAUUGUCUAGUUUUGCACGAAUUGACAUUCCUAGUCCAAGUUCUGCGAGGAAUGGGUUACCUCCUAGACCAAGCUCAGCAAAAUUUAUGUCAUCCAUGAAAAAUCUUCUUCCACAGAAAAGCUCCAAGGGAAAGAACCUUUCCCAUGAUGGUGAGAAAACAGUUCUCAUAGUUCCCGAUACUCCACCUUCUGAUAAGCCAUCAAACAGGCCUUCUACCUCCAGGUCAUUUUCUCUCAACAAAAUUUUGUUCUCUUCAUCGACAACAUCAACACAUUCUUUGCCAGUUACUCCAAUGACAGAUGCAUGUACCUAUGAAGUAGAGGAA